This is a messenger RNA of Eublepharis macularius, 4047 nucleotides long. RefSeq names its product amyloid beta precursor protein binding family A member 3 (gene APBA3). Gene Ontology annotation, biological process: chemical synaptic transmission. Lineage: Eukaryota; Metazoa; Chordata; Lepidosauria; Squamata; Eublepharidae. Gene Ontology annotation, molecular function: amyloid-beta binding; protein binding. The record is from RefSeq and is a predicted model, not a curated record. Gene Ontology annotation, cellular component: dendritic spine; plasma membrane; cytoplasm. The transcript has 12 exons. Bases 226 to 2523 code for a protein of 765 amino acids.
GCAAGGGAGAAGAAAAGUGUGGCUGGCAGGACUUUUAAAAGUACACACAAGUGGCCCUGAUCCAGGACUGAUGAAUCCUCUCCCCAAAAAGAAUUUGAAGAGACUGCAACCCACAAAGAGUUAAAUCUCCUCUUGCACCGUCUGAGAAACUUGCACUUUCUGAGAAACUUUUAUUAAAAUGUAGGGUCAUUCCUGUCCCCAGCUGGCCAAAAGCCUGUGAGCAUCAUGGACAUCCAGACAGAAGCAGUUUCCAUGCCUGAAGGGCCAGCAGAGCCCAUAGAGGCUCCCCCCAUGGAUUUAGAGGAGAACAUAACAGGAGUGGAAGGAGCUCCACCACACGACUUGAGAGAAGAUGAUCGCGCCAUCCUGCCACAGCCUGGAAGCCUGCAGUUUGUUCUGUUGUCCAGCAACAUGGAAUCCAGGCCCCGUGAUGCUGGGCUAGCAGACACUCGGAAAGACCCAGACAACCCAGAGGGCUCCAUAUGGUUUCCAGACCCCCCAAGUUCCAAUCCUCAGGGAGCUACAGAGGACGGUGUCAGGAAUGUCGUGGGAGAGGGUGCUGCUGACACCGUGGCCUUGGAGGGUAGCACUAGCUGGACCAGGAAUACAGGCAAAGACUCAGAGGCAGGGAGCAGGCCUCAGGCCCCACCUAAUGCUGACCAGCUCAUGGAUUUGGAGGAGGGGGGCGAAGAAGACUGCCCAGAGGCCAACCAGAUCCAAGGCCUGCUUGCCCAGAUCCAAAGACUUGGCCCCAAUUUCCAUGACAGCUCGCCCAAUUCAGAAGACAGCGAGGAGGGGCAGGCGUUUGAGGAAGAGAGAGGCCCGCUGCUCAACCCUGUUGUCGAGACCGAGUGCCGGGGGCUGGUAGGGGAAUGCGCCCCUUGCCCACUGCACCUUGCCAUGAAGCACAGCUUGGGAGCAGCUUCCCAUCGGAUUCUGCAAUCCGCCCGUGAGUGGAGGGGCCAGGGAAGCCACGGGCUGCUUUCAGUCGAGGCUGAUGGUGAGGACCUCCUGAGUCUUUUGCGCUAUGAAGGGGGAGUCCCUGCUGAGCAGAAUGACCAGAUGCCACUGGCCCAUUCCAAUGUGGUGGCAGGGACGAGCUGCCAGGCAGCACAGGAGACGCCGGCGUGGCCUGAUGGACCUCUGGAUGCCACCUUUCACAACUCGGACCAGCUGAGGAGGAAAGCGCCCCGUCGGUGGUUGGUGAGUGGGGUCACUGGUCAAGAAGAUCCCAAUGCCGUGGAUUCCAGUGCGGGAGCCAGCAAGCAGGAGAGCUCACCAGAACCAGAGUGGAGAGCAGUGGCCGAGGGUUUUAGCCAUGGUGGAGAGCCGUUUCCCCCUGUAGAUGUGGCUAAGAAAGCUGAUCUGUCUUCCUUCCCGGCUUACAAGGAAGUACCAGGUCCCUGUGAGCCCGAGGAUCUACUAGAUGGAGUAAUCUUUGGGGCUAAGUACCUGGGCUCCACCCAGCUGAUCUCAGAGAGGACCCCUCCCACCAGCAUCCGAAUGGCCCAGGCACAGGAAGCUGUGGACAGGAUUAAGGCUCCAGAGGGAGAAUCCCAGCCCAUGACGGAAGUGGAUCUCUUUGUCUCCACGCAGAGGAUUAAAGUUCUCACGGCUGACUCUCAGGAAGCCAUGAUGGACCAUCCCCUCCAUACCAUCUCGUUCAUAGCUGACAUUGGCAAUAUUGUGGUGCUCAUGGCCCGUAGGAAACUACCUCGCCAGUCAGAUGCUUCUACGAAAAAGCAGCUCUACAAAAUGAUCUGCCAUGUCUUCCACUCAGCUGAUGCUCAGUUGAUAGCUCAGGCAAUUGGCCAAGCCUUCAAUGUGGCAUAUCAGCAUUUCCUGUGUGCAAGUGGUAUCGACCCAAACCAGCUGGGUCCUCGUCAGGAUGACGACAAUGACAACGCUCUGGCCAAGGGGGAGGACCUGUACAAUGGGGAUUUGGCUCACUUCUCCAAGCAAGAGAACUGUAAGGAAGUCUUCAUCCAUAAACAAAAAGGGGAGAUCUUGGGAAUUGUGAUUGUCGAGUCAGGCUGGGGCUCCAUUUUGCCCACCGUUGUCAUCGCCAACCUCAUGCACGGGGGAUCAGCAGAGACAUCAGGGAGUCUGAGCAUCGGGGAUCGCAUUAUGUCCAUCAACGGGACCAGCCUGGUGGGGUUGCCCCUUGGCACAUGCCAGAACAUCAUUCGGGAUUUGAAAAACCAGACCGAAGUGACCUUGAAAGUUGUGCACUGUCCCCCAGUAACAACAGCCAUUGUUCGGCGGCCUGACACAAAAUACCCUCUGGGAUUCUGUGUCGAAAACGGCAUUAUCUGCAGCCUCAUGCGUGGUGGGAUUGCAGAGCGGGGCGGCAUCCGGGUAGGGCACCGCAUCAUCGAGAUCAAUGGGCAGAGUGUGGUGGCCAUGGCACAUGAGAAGAUUAUCCAGAUUCUUACGCAGGCCGUCAGCGAGGUGCACAUCAAAACAAUGCCAGCUUCAACAUACCGCCUCCUGACAGGCCAGGAGCAACCUGUCUUCCUUUGAAAGGAGGCAGUUCAGGUGUCUCUUAUGUUCACAUAACGCCACCUGUGUCCCCUACACACGAAGCCAGCCUCUGCAGUGACGUCCCCAAUCCUGCCUGCCUUUUGAGUUCUGAGGAGGAGUUUGGUUUUUUAAAUAGGUGAAGGACAGAAUGUAAGCAGUUUGGCUGGGCGGGGGGAGGGAGGGCAGCUCUGCACUUGGAUGGUGCAAACUGGAACAGGGUCUUUUCCUCCUGUGAUUCUGAGUGCAAGUGAGACCUUCACUUGAAACUUGCCCCCAGCCUGUCCUCAAAGCUGCAGCAGCGCAAGGGGGCAGAGUGGACCUGUACCAUUUCAGGCUGCAACUGUGGCGUGGGUAGAAUCACAUCUUGUUAAUGUCCUCCUGCUUUUUUUUUCUUGUUUGGUUGGUUCAGCAAAAAUUUCUCUCCCAUUCUGCAAGCAGGAAGAUGUUGACAUGCAUUAAAAAAUGACGGCACUCCCCUGGCUGCUGUUUGAAGUGGUACAGUCCACUCUCACCUCAUGAUUCUACCACCGCCUGGUUCAUCCAUGCUGAGAAAUGAGCUCUGAGACGCUAGGAUGGGCCACACCAACCUGCUGCGAAAUCCCAGCUUCAGGGUGCUUUUUAGGCAAAAGAACAUUCAAAGCUGGAAUGCACCCUUCUGAAAGCCAAAUUGGAGCAAUCCAUUCGCUCUUUUAUAGGCUACCACCAUUCCCUUGCAUGUGUGAAAACACACAUGCUACUCUCCCUCCGUCACACAUACACGCUCACACUCACUCACCACCACUCCCCAAGCUGGUGACUUUCCUAGCUGGCCCUUCUCGCCCACACCGUUUGCUGGUCUCGGCAAUCUCUUCGGAAUGCUUCAGCUCUCCUGGGUGGUCGCAGGAUAUACAAGAUUUUGGAUGGGGUGCAGGAGAGGGAGACUGCCUUGAGACCUUCCCUUCCGGCCCCCAACUUCUUUUGACAUACCACGGGGUGGGGAGGCAGGUCAGUCCCUUGACCUUCCAAUGCGCCCCACGCCCCAGCCUGUCAUUCCAUUCUUUGCUGGAAUUCCCGCAAAGAAUGGUAGUGGAUUCUGCCAGAUAGUUUUUCUGUCCUGAAGCCAGCAUGCAUACACAGUCUCAGCAGGAGAUCUUGAACACUCCACUCUUGCUCUAGAAAGUUCACACACACAGCUGUAGUCCAGGGUGAGCCUAGCUUUUCAGAAAAGCAGGCUAUGCAAGACUGAAGUCAGGCCUUCCCUGGGAUGUAAGCAAGACUGGCCCUGCAUCUGAGGAAGAGGGGCACCCCUGUGCUCACAGUUGUACACAAUGCAUCAAAGCAGUGCCCAAAUGUGCUCUCUGCAGAUUGCCUUUGAUUUGAGGUGUGGCUGUUUAAGAACCUGCUGCUGCUGCCAGCUUCUAGCCCUGAGAGCCAGGAAAAGGUGAGGCAUCGCAUACAUGCAGGUCUGCCUCUGUUGCAAAUCCAAGGAAAUCUUGUUUGCAAUUUUUACCACAAUCUGAGAAUAAAGGGGCUUUGAGAGUUGGG